UUUCACUAACCAAGCAGGCUCUAAUAAACUACAAAAAGUCCGACCGUCUCAGCUGAGCUCAAAAAAGAAAAGAAAGAGAGAGAGAGAUAAAAACAAAUGAGCGUCUCCUUUCUCCUCCUCCGCAAGAGUAAUUAGCAGAGAGAAGAUCUGCUCAGUACUACUCUAAACACACCAAAAAAAGAGAAGAGAAGAAAUCUUCAAUCUCUUUCCUUCUCUUCUAUUUUUCAGAAACCAAACAGAGAUCAAUCGAUUAAAACAAAGAUGCCUUCCCGUAGAAGAACUCUCUUGAAGGUCAUCAUCCUCGGAGACAGCGGGGUAGGAAAGACCUCUUUGAUGAAUCAAUAUGUAAACAAGAAGUUUAGCAAUCAAUACAAGGCGACAAUUGGAGCUGAUUUCUUGACUAAGGAAGUUCAGUUUGAAGAUAGGCUCUUCACUUUACAGAUCUGGGAUACUGCUGGGCAGGAAAGAUUCCAAAGCCUCGGUGUUGCUUUCUAUCGUGGUGCUGAUUGUUGUGUUCUUGUAUAUGAUGUCAAUUCGAUGAAAUCUUUUGAUAACCUUAAUAAUUGGAGGGAAGAAUUCCUCAUUCAGGCAAGCCCUUCAGACCCAGAGAAUUUCCCAUUUGUUGUUCUUGGAAACAAGGUCGACGUGGAUGGUGGAAAUAGCAGAGUGGUUUCAGAGAAAAAGGCACGGGCAUGGUGUGCCUCGAAAGGGAAUAUCCCUUACUUUGAAACCUCUGCCAAGGAAGGCAUUAAUGUUGAGGAAGCUUUCCAAUGCAUAGCAAAGAAUGCCCUGAAGAGUGGGGAAGAGGAAGAGAUAUACUUGCCAGAUACCAUUGAUGUUGGAACUAGUAGUCAACCUAGGUCAACUGGAUGUGAGUGCUAAACUAUAGCCUGAUUCUUCGGCAGCAAUAAAUCAUCUUUUAUAGUGCUACAAACAAUUGGGCUGUUUUUAGCCCUUCCAAUCGUUGUGUACGAGGCUAGACUGUAAAUUAAGUGUUUGUGGAAAAAAGUUGUCCCGUAGUGCUGGAUAUGGUGCCUUUUGUGUAAAAACUGCUGGAUUUGUUCAUGCUGUUUGAUUUUUUUCCAGGCGCCUCGCUGCGCCAUUUGUUCUUGUUAUUAUUUACAUCAUGCUGUUACCUUUUCUUUCAAUCAAGAAAUUUGUCUGAGAAAUUCAAAUAUUAAA
Messenger RNA from Populus trichocarpa (black cottonwood), 1182 nucleotides. RefSeq names its product ras-related protein Rab7. Lineage: Eukaryota; Viridiplantae; Streptophyta; Magnoliopsida; Malpighiales; Salicaceae. Gene Ontology annotation, cellular component: vacuolar membrane. The record is from RefSeq and is a predicted model, not a curated record. The transcript has 7 exons. Bases 262 to 882 code for a protein of 206 amino acids. Gene Ontology annotation, molecular function: GTP binding; GTPase activity.